Messenger RNA from Amborella trichopoda, 1668 nucleotides. RefSeq names its product phosphotyrosyl phosphatase activator (PTPA) family protein. Gene Ontology annotation, cellular component: cytoplasm; nucleus; protein phosphatase type 2A complex. Gene Ontology annotation, molecular function: protein tyrosine phosphatase activator activity; peptidyl-prolyl cis-trans isomerase activity. NCBI's taxonomy places the organism in Eukaryota, Viridiplantae, Streptophyta, Magnoliopsida, Amborellales, Amborellaceae. The record is from RefSeq and is a predicted model, not a curated record. Gene Ontology annotation, biological process: mitotic spindle organization.
UUGCCUAUCUUUCGGUACACUGUAUUUCUAUAGCCCAUAGUUAUAUGGUCUGCGUCCAUGGCGGUUGCGUUUUAAGCCUUCCUUCUCUCUUUGGCGGUAAACAUUAAGACCCUUCCUGCCCCUCUCUCUCUCUCUCUCUCUCUCUCUCUACGCGGAUGGAAGGCUGGUAGCGCGCAAGUGUAUUCUCUCUCUCAAAAAUGGCGGAUCAUCUACGAGACCAGACCCCGGAGAAAAAUCAGCAUUCGGAAUGCGAGGAACCCACUCUCUCUCUAGAAAACCCUACUUCAAACCAUGCGGCUGCCCCCCUACUGGUUCUUGGGGCUCCUCUCCACCUAUGAAUUACAGACCCAUUAGAGCUCCUGCUCUUCUCUCUCCUCCAAACACCCAAGCCGUUCUUCUUGCUCCUGUACCUCAAUCCCAAAAAGUCCCCAUUGCUCAACCCCCUUACGAUUUUCAAACCCCAACAAAGAAAAUCCAUUCACCUGAAGAUAUUACAAAAUUCCAUUCUUCUUUCUCAGGCUGCAACUUUUUAGGGUUCGUUGUUGCCCUAAGUGAGUCGAUCAGGGGCCACAAGAUAUCUGAUCCUUGCCCUGAAUCUGAAACCAUAAAAACCAUUGGCUCGAUUCUCCAAGAAAUGAUUGAUUGGGUCGAUGAAAUCCCUCCUGUUCAGCAAUCCUCAAGGUAUGGGAACUUGGCUUUCAGGGAUUGGCAGCUUCGAUUGUCUCAGAGCGAGGAAUUCAUGCGUAGGAUUCUUCCUGAAAAUUUGAGUGAAGCUUCAAUGGAGAUCUUCUCUUACUUUCUUGAUAGCUUUGGGAAUUCUCAGAGGAUUGAUUAUGGAACUGGCCAUGAGACCAAUUUUGCGGCCUGGCUUUAUUGCCUUGCUCGUUUAGGGUUGAUUACAGAGGAGGAUUACCAGGCUGUGGUUUCUAGGGUUUUUGUGAAAUACCUUGAGUUGAUGAGGAUGUUACAGCUUGUGUACUGUCUUGAACCAGCGGGGUCUCAUGGAGUUUGGGGCCUUGAUGACUACCAUUUCUUACCAUUUAUUUUUGGGUCCUCUCAGUUGAUUGAUCACAAGUAUAUGAAGCCUAAAUCCAUUCAUAACCAGGAUAUAUUGGAUAACUUCUCUCAUGAGUACAUGUAUCUCUCUUGUGUUGCUUUUGUGAAGAAAGUUAAGAAAGGAAUAUUGGCUGAGCACUCACCUAUGAUCGAUGAUAUCAGCGGGGUGCCUAAUUGGAACAAGGUUAACAGUGGCAUGCUAAAGAUGUACAAAGCUGAAGUGCUCGAGAAGGUGCCCAUCAUGCAGCAUUUCCUGUUUGGAUCUCUGAUUAAAUGGGAAUGAGUUUGGGCAAUGCAUUCAUUUCACCAUGUUGAAUUGAAGAAAGCAUGUCAGCCAUCUUAUGCAGAUUUGAUACAUCGAUCUGAAUGGACUUGGUUAUUUGUACUUCCCUUUUUGAAUGCCUGGCUAGGCUUCGCACUUUGACGUCACUAACAUGGUGUAGGUAAGAUGUAUUUUUCUUGUUAUAGAGAAGAAAUUUAGUCUUGAAAGAGCCGUGUGGAUGUUGCAUUUGGCUCAAGGAUUCUCCCAAAUAUUACAGAGAGAUAGAGUGCGAGAUGGUGAACAAUCCACGUUGAAAAUGUGCUCAGGCCUCAUACCCGUGGGCAAUCCAA